AUGAAUAAUAGUGAACAUCAAUCACUAUCAAUGAUUAUUAAUUAUGAUAAAAAAUUAAUUAAAAAAUUUCGAAAAUUAACGGAAAAGGUUUUACAUUCAGACAUUAAUCAUAAUAAAAAACAAGAAUAUCUUGAACAAUUUAGAGAUGGAGUUAAUGAAAAAGAAGAUUAUUCUACAUAUAAAACAUUGACGGCAAAUAGCAUAAAUGAUGAUACGUUGGUUGAAUCAAAUAGGAUUUUUCUAAAAAACAAACAGAUUGAAGCAAAAUUUAAAGAAAAUAAAAAGGAAAAAAUUGUUAAUAAAUUAGAAGAAAUUAAAACUAAUUUAAUUGAAAUAGAAUGUCCUAGUUGUGCAUAUUUAAAUCAUCCAAUAAUGAUAAAAUGUGAAACUAGGUUAACAAUUUUAUCAAUCAAUGACCCUGAUUAUAUUAAAUUUAGAAAUAUUUUAAUAUCUGAAAUACCAAAAUCUAAUGUUAAAGGUGUAAUUAAAAUAGAUAUGCCAACAAAAUUGUUGAAAAACCAUGAAAAGUAUAAAAAAAAUAUAUCAAAAAAGACCGGUUUACCAUUAGAAAAAAUCACUCAUCAAGUAUUUCAUGGAACAACAACAAGGUUCGGUUGUAAUCCUGAAAGAUUUUUAGUGAAUCACAAUUUCUAUAAUGAAAACUAUGAUUGUAAAUUUUGUAAAAAAGGUUGUGGAAUGUGUGGAAUCCUACAAUAUGGAAAUAAAAAACAACUUUCUAAACAUUCAAAAAAAAUGUGGUUUGCACAUAGUACUUUGGUUUCACGUCAUUAUACAGGAUUUAAUUCUAUAAAAGUGAUGUUUGUUGUUGAGGUAGUAUCAAAAGAUAAUAAUUGGAUUCUUGUUGUAAGGAAAAAUAAGGCAACACUUCCAAAAUUUAUGAUUAUCUUUGAACAAUAA
Molecule: messenger RNA, 918 nt
Organism: Entrophospora candida
Lineage: Eukaryota; Fungi; Glomeromycota; Glomeromycetes; Entrophosporales; Entrophosporaceae
Source: the annotation of a GenBank genome assembly